AUGAGUCACAUGGAUCAUGCUGCCUUCGUCGGCACUUAUACAGGAUGUGCUCAAAAAGAGCUUUUUCUCGGAGAGCUUGUGGUUCUUCUUGCUCUAAUGCUGAGAAACGUUUCGUUACCAUGGAUUUUUCUUGGUAGAAAGUUUAACAGUAGUACGUGUAUGUAUUGGUUCAAGUUUCUCUUAGACUAUACGUUUCUAGCGCUUCCUCCUUUACUGGCAAUGACAAUUUUUUCACAAUCAUUAAUUUUGCUCACAUGUGUGACUGUCGCAUGCCUUGCUACAAUAAUAGUAUUUAUUAUCUGCGAAUAUUUUAUGUCAUCGGAUCGACCAUCUAUUAGGUCAGUAUUAAAUAGGAUCAUCGACGAACAGCAUCAACCAACAACUUUCCUCACAUACUUCAGGUCCAGCAUGUUGCUAUCAGUUGCUGCAGCUAUACUUGCUGUUGACUUCCCUAUUUUUCCGCGUCGUUUUACCAAAACAGAAAAGUAUGGUCAUAGUUUGAUGGAUUUGGGUGUGGCAGGAUUUAUUUCUGCCUCUGCUAUUACUAGCCGACUUAAGAGUAUUGUAUCUAACGAGCUAAAGCCCUAUCAGAAAAGCUGGUAUCAAUAUUUUCGUUCUUCAUACGUACUACUCCCUUUAAUAGGAAUGGCACGAACUAUUGUGCUGACAAUUCUAGAUUACCCUCAACAUGUUACUGAGUAUGGUGUACAUUGGAACUUCUUUUACACUUUAGCUGUAGUGAAAAUGGUUUCUCAUGUAUUUCCAAAAAAGUUCCCUCUAAUAUGGGCAUGCAUUUUUGGAGUUUUACAACAAACCAUGCUUAUGUAUGGAUUCGAGUCUUGGAUUUUGGAUGGCACAAACAAGCGGGACACGUUGUUUUCGGCGAAUGCUGAGGGUAUCUGCUCGUUAAUGGGUUAUCUCACAAUAUACUACAUAUCUGAUGCAAUGGCCAAUUUCAUAUCUAAAACAGGGAUUCGCUUAAAGUCUUGGUUCUCUUGUACUUGGAAGCUUUAUCUAUUUUCUUUGUUUUUCUAUAUAAUUCAGCGCUUAUGUGAGCAUUCUCUGGGACCUCCGUCCCGACGCGUCGUUAACAUCACUUACGUCUUUGCACAGAUGUCGGUGCUUUCUUUUGCAUUAGCUGGUUUUAUGUGCAUUCAAUUAUUUUCACUGGUAGCAUGGGCAGCUAAUGUUCCACAUUUUUCCGUAGAUGAUAAUCCUUGGUGUAAUAUGCAGCCGUGCCUGACCACGUCUGUUAACAAGUCAGGCUUGAUGUUCUUUCUGUUGGCUAAUAUUCUAACGGGUUUCGUCAACUUCGUUAUUGAUACACAUCGAACAGAUGACGUUGUGGCUAUGUUUAUUCUAGUUACAUAUAUGUUUACGUUAUGUACUGUGGUGCAUAUCCUCAAUUAUACGAAAAUUAGAAGAGGACGUUAA
Necator americanus (New World hookworm) is the source of this 1434-nucleotide messenger RNA. RefSeq lists its product as uncharacterized. Gene Ontology annotation, biological process: protein localization to plasma membrane; GPI anchor biosynthetic process. The record is from RefSeq and is a predicted model, not a curated record. Lineage: Eukaryota; Metazoa; Nematoda; Chromadorea; Rhabditida; Ancylostomatidae. The transcript is spliced from 11 exons. Bases 1 to 1434 code for a protein of 477 amino acids. Gene Ontology annotation, molecular function: glucosaminyl-phosphatidylinositol O-acyltransferase activity. Gene Ontology annotation, cellular component: endoplasmic reticulum; membrane.